AUGACUCAAGCAAGUAUAUUGGAAGUUACACCACUCGCGGACCAGCCUUUUGGGUGUAUGGUCAGCCUCCCCGACUAUUGUGAUAACGAUCCCCUGAAAUUGAAUGAAGACGAUUUUAAAAAGUUGUUUACUGCUGUUCAUACACAUUUGGUGGUAGUUGUUAAGGAUCAGGCCAAAUUAAGUCCAAAAUCACAGUAUGAGCUAACCAAGAGAUUUGACCCGACUAUUCCUGAACCAAAGCAGGAAGGAUUUGCAGGAUAUGGACACGGUAAGGAGUUCAGACAUGAACAAUCAGUGUUGAGAAAGGACGGUACUACGGUUAAAUCUCAACCACAGGUUCAAAUUUUGGGGCAAGGUACUUUUGAAGCCAAUGAACCUGGGAACGAAAAUGGAGAGGCCAUUUCGCUAACUCACCCUUCCCAUACCACAUUCCACCACACACCAUUGACCCAAGACGACAUUAAGAACCAACACAAAACUCGAUUCUACAGAUGGCACAUUGACUCGGCGUUGUAUGAUUUGUUGCCUCCAGUAGUUACGACAUUAUUGGGGAUCAAAGUUCCUCCUGCGUCAGAGAUGCAAACUAUCUCAUACGAAGACUCGGAUGAAGAAUUAAAGUUGGCACUGGGUGCAACCUGUUUCUUUAGCGGUCAACAAGCCUAUGAUAGGUUAUCGGAUGAGGAAAAGCAGUUUGCCGUAAACACAACUGUCGAAUAUCCUCCCCAUCCUUAUAUAUUUAUUUCUCCUGCUGGGGCCACCUCCGACGGGUUGACCAUGGUUUCUGAGGGCAAGGAACUAGCCUUCGAUAAAAUGCCAGAAUGGGAACCAGAAAAGAUUAAGCGUUUACCAAUGGUUUGGACAAAUCCUGUGACAAACAAGCACCAUUUGCAGGUACAUGGCUGUUGUUUGUACAAACUACACACCAAAAGUCCAGAUGGGACUACUAAAACUUUAGAAUUAGAAGAUGCUCGGAAAAAGGUUCAUUCUAUGAUGAGACCUGCUAUUUCUCCUUCCAAAGUUUUAGCUCAUGCCUGGAAUGAAGGAGAUUUAGUGCUCUUCUAUAACAGAGGUGUAUUGCAUAGUGUUACCGGUGAACUUAAAGGAGUUAAAAAUGGAAAGGACGAAAGGAGAUUGAUGCACCAAUGCAAUAUUGCUAGUGGUAUCGAGCCGGUCCUUGUUCAGUAG
Molecule: messenger RNA, 1185 nt
Organism: Debaryomyces hansenii CBS767
Lineage: Eukaryota; Fungi; Ascomycota; Pichiomycetes; Serinales; Debaryomycetaceae
Exons: 1
Coding region: 1-1185 (394 amino acids)
Molecular function (GO): oxidoreductase activity
Source: RefSeq, a predicted model, not a curated record